AUGGCAACCAGUGAGGCCACAAUUUUGCGCAACUAUUUACUCCUCCCAGCCCGCCUACCUACAAUCAUCUCCCUACAAGAAUUCACCUCUCUAUUCCCCAAAUCUCAACAAUCUUCUCCGCAAAUCCGAUCGCUUUAUAGAGAUCUACAGCAGCAGCGAAAUGUAGUAGUAGAUGGCGUGUCCCAAAAUAUCGACGCUCAGGUUAAGCAAGGUAAAGCUUUACGCCGAGAGGUGAUCAAGGCUCGAAAAGAAGCCGAGCUAGAGGAGCAAGAUGACGAGAUUGAAAUUGAACGAAUGCUAUUCGGACCUACCUCCAAUACCAUACAGCCGAAACAACAUACUCUAAUGACUAUUCUGCCUGCAAUGGACGAUGCCAUCACUGAUAUGGAACAUGAGAUACAAGCAAUGGAGCAGGAAGAAACCGCCCUUCUCGAGUCUACUAGACAAGCCGUUGGCAACAUGAGCGACCUCCGGUACGGUCGUUUCGUCAAUCCCAAAUUAAAAGACGAGGUUCUAGAUGGCCUUCGGCGCAUGCAAGACGUGUGUGAACACAAAACGUGA
Molecule: messenger RNA, 561 nt
Organism: Daldinia childiae
Lineage: Eukaryota; Fungi; Ascomycota; Sordariomycetes; Xylariales; Hypoxylaceae
Exons: 2
Coding region: 1-561 (186 amino acids)
Biological process (GO): chromosome segregation
Cellular component (GO): kinetochore; Mis6-Sim4 complex
Source: RefSeq, a predicted model, not a curated record